Episyrphus balteatus (marmalade hoverfly) is the source of this 3760-nucleotide messenger RNA. RefSeq names its product integrin beta-PS (gene mys). Gene Ontology annotation, cellular component: integrin complex; cell surface; focal adhesion. NCBI's taxonomy places the organism in Eukaryota, Metazoa, Arthropoda, Insecta, Diptera, Syrphidae. Gene Ontology annotation, biological process: cell adhesion mediated by integrin; cell-matrix adhesion; integrin-mediated signaling pathway. The record is from RefSeq and is a predicted model, not a curated record. The transcript has 9 exons. Gene Ontology annotation, molecular function: integrin binding. Bases 350 to 2899 code for a protein of 849 amino acids.
CGAAAAAGUGUCACUGUUUCGUACCAAGUUUUUAUCAAAGUUUAAUUUUCUUAUCUUUUUUUCCGAAUAAAAAAUAACAGCAAAAGAAAUGACUUCAUUGUUCAUUUUGGACAGGAUAAAGAGGAUAGAGUGCAAAUAGAGUAUUUUUGUUUACCUUGAGUGUCUGCUCGGUCACUGACAUCAUCAUCUGGCUUGCUUCAUUCGUUUCAAAUCGGUUUUUUAAUAAACAUUUUACCUAAAUCAACUUUUUACAUAAUUGCUGUUUGCAGUUUGGUUUUUGGUUCAUCUUUAAAAACCACUUGGGAAUUAGAAAUUUGUUUUUUAAAGAUAAUCUUAAAAAUCAACCAACAUGACUCGAACUAGUAGAAUACUAGAUAUCUUAGCGAUUAUUGUGUUAAUCGGAUGCGUCGUUAUCGUCACUGAAGCACAAAUUGCCGAAAAAUAUACCCAAAAUCCAUGUGUUAAUAAACAAACCUGCCGCGAAUGUAUACAGACACAAAGCUGUGCCUGGUGUAUGGCAACCAACUUUACCGAUAAACCAAGAUGCUUCCAUCCAAGUUUUGCACCAUUAGGUGCAUGUCCAGAAGAAUUCACAUGGAAUCCAAGUAAUGAAAGAACAUUCAUUAUCAAUCGCGAAUUAUCACGGGCAAGUUCGAUAAGAGGAGGUGGACAAAUGGUAUCUGGAGGAAGUUAUGAAGCUGGUUCUUCUUACAGUGCUAGUGGAUCAAGUUAUCAAUCAUCACAAUAUGGAGCAUCAGCAAAAGGAUCGAGUAGUUCAUCAUCAAGUUUUAGUGCGGCAAGUGGAUCAAUUGUCCAAAUCAGUCCUCAAAAAGUUAAUCUUAAGUUGAGAAUAAAUGAACCUUACAAAUUAAAUUUCCGUUACUCACAAGCUGAGGAUUACCCUGUGGAUCUUUAUUAUCUUAUGGACUUGUCAAAGUCUAUGGAAGACGAUAAAGCUAAGCUUUCCAAAUUGGGUGCUUUGUUGUCAGAGACAAUGAGGAAUAUAACUUCCAAUUUUAAAUUGGGUUUCGGAUCGUUUGUAGAUAAGGUUCUUAUGCCAUAUGUAUCAACUAUUCCAAAAAAACUGGAACAUCCAUGCGAUGGUUGUGAAGCUCCCUAUGGUUAUCGCAAUCACAUGACCUUGAGUGUAGACACAGCGAAAUUUUCUAAAGAAGUAGAAGAUGCUGCUGUAUCAGGAAACUUGGACGCACCUGAAGGUGGUUUUGAUGCAAUUAUGCAAGCUAUUGUUUGUCGCGAUCGUAUUGGUUGGAGAGAUCAAGCUCGUCGUCUUUUAGUCUUCUCAACAGAUGCAGGAUUCCAUUAUGCUGGUGAUGGCAAACUUGGCGGUGUUAUUGAACCCAACGACGGACAAUGUCAUUUAGAUUCCAGUGGCUUAUAUACUCAUUCAACAAUUCAAGACUAUCCCAGUAUCUCUCAGAUCAAUCAUCAUGUCAAGAAGAAUUCAAUAAACGUUAUUUUUGCUGUUACUCAAACACAAAUCAAUGUGUACAAAAAACUAUCCCAACAUAUUGAAGGAUCAUCAAGUGCUGUAUUGUCGAAUGAUUCAUCUAACGUUGUCGACUUAGUUAGAGAUGAAUAUAAUAAAAUUUCAUCCUCCAUCGAAAUGAAAGACACUGCUAGUAGCUACGUCAAAAUCAAUUAUUAUUCAGCUUGUUUGAAUGGUUCAGGACCAGUUCUAACUUCCAAGUGUGACGGACUCAAGGUUGGCGAUAUUGUAAGUUUCUUUGCUGAAAUCACUGUCACCGAGUGUCCAGCCGAUCCCAAAGAAUGGCAACAACAAAUUCAAAUCUAUCCAGUUGGUAUUAACGAAACUCUAACAAUUGAUUUGGAAAUGCUCUGCAGUUGUCCCUGCGAGAAUCCCAAUCAUCCAAUGUAUGAAGUUGCUUCAGAAAAAUGCCAUGAUCAUGGAAAUUACAUGUGCGGCAUUUGUGAAUGUAACAAUUCAUAUUUCGGAAAUACUUGCGAAUGUUCAGCUGCAAGUGGAACACCAGUAAAUCAAACUGUCGUUUGCAAAGCUGACAAUGAUACAAUUUCUGAGUGUAACGGAAGAGGCACCUGUGUGUGUGGUAUUUGUGAGUGCAAUAAACGGCAAAAUCCUGAAGAAGUUGUUUCUGGAAGAUUCUGUGAAUGUGAUAACUUCUCCUGUGAUCGUCACAAUUCUUUGGUUUGUUCAGGUCCAGAUCAUGGAACAUGUAACUGUGGUACUUGUAAUUGCAAGCCAGGAUGGACUGGAUUAGCAUGCGAUUGUUUGGCAUCCAAUGAGACUUGUAAACAACCUAAUAGUGAUGGAGAAAUUUGUUCCGGACAUGGUGAAUGUGAAUGUGGUGUUUGCAAAUGUAAGGUAACCAACGAAGGUCGUUAUUCUGGUAAAUACUGUGAAAAAUGCCCAACCUGUUCCAGACGUUGUCAAGAUCUGAAGGAUUGUGUACAAUGUCAAAUGUACAAAACAGGACCACUUAAAGAUGAAGCUGCUUGUGCAGCUAACUGUACACUCUUUGUCCCAAUUGGUGUGGAGAAAAUUGACAUGAACGAUGAAAAGGAAAAUGGUUUCCCUUGUGCGUACUACGACGAUGAUGAUUGCAGAUUCAAAUUCAGAUACACCGAAAUCGAUGGCAAAAUUGAAGUGUACGCCCAACAAGAACGUGAAUGCCCACCGAAAGUAUUUAUGUUGGGAAUUGUUUUGGGUGUGAUUGCAGCUAUUGUCUUGGUUGGUUUAGCUAUUUUGUUGUUGUGGAAAUUGCUGACAACCAUUCAUGAUCGACGAGAGUUUGCGCGAUUCGAAAAGGAACGUAUGGCUGCAAAAUGGGAUGCUGGUGAAAAUCCAAUCUACAGACAUGCAACGACAACGUUCAAGAACCCAACAUAUGCUGGAAAGUAAACAGGUUUACAAAAAGUUUACUUGAGUAUUAAGUGAAAUUUUCCUUUUUUUAAUUUUUCUCCGAAUACCGUCUUGAUUGUUGAGGUGCGAAUUUGUUUAUAUUUUUAUUUACAGUAUUCAAAAAAGAAUAGUUUCAAAAACUGCCGUAAGUUAUUAUAAUGCCAUUUAGUGUUUCACCAAUUAAGUCUUCCUCCUGAAAGACUUUUCAAAUUAAAAAAGUCAAAUCCAGUAUCUUACAUUAAAUUUGCACAACAUGACGGUAUUUAUUUUUUUUAUAAACGAACUAAACGAUAUAAAAUUCUAAAAAAAAAAAAACAAAAAAAUCUGUGUCUUAAGAGAAGAAAAUAUGUGUGCCUGCUACUUACAUAAAUAUUUUAUGUAUAAAAUAAUUAAAACAAAAAUACUUGUUUAAGCUAAAAAAUGAAUAUUAAAUGAUUUAUCAACUGCUGUUUGGAUCAUGCUCUAACUACUUAAACACAAAAUAGACAGGUUUUUAUUAAUUUUUGUUAAUUUUUUUUUAAAUAAACUUUUUUUUUAAAUGUCCACCGACGAAAGAAUCGUUUUGAUUUCUUGUUUUUGCUUGGGCAUUUCCAACCGAUAUUUAAGCAUAUUUAUACUUUUAUACAAAAAAAUAAACACAGAUAAACUCGAUGUUUUUAACAAAAAACAUUUAAAAAUACGGAUUAUAAUCAAAAUAAUUGUGUGCCUAUUAAUCGAUCCUUGCCUUAUUUGGCAGGAUAGUCAAAAAAGAAAAUUUAUUGUAUAGCCAAAUUAAUGUAACAAUUAGAUUUAUAGACUUUAUAUAUCAAGCAAUUAAUUCUCCAAAAAAAAAAAAAAAAAAUAAGCGAAGGAAUAAUAUUC